This is a messenger RNA of Closterium sp. Yama58-4, 1614 nucleotides long. The record is from the annotation of a GenBank genome assembly. Lineage: Eukaryota; Viridiplantae; Streptophyta; Zygnematophyceae; Desmidiales; Closteriaceae.
AUGAAGCGCAAGUGGGACUGGGCUGACUCGCUGCGCCAAGCCGCGUCGAUCAAGGCAGCACCUGACGACUGGCCCUCACCGCCUUUCCAUAAGCCACCGCCCGCGCCGCUGUUGCCAACACAGACCCAUAUACCGUCCACCGUCUCGCUGGUUAUUAAGAGAUCAAGAUCGGCUUCUGACCGUGACUGCCACUUCCCUCACCCGCGUGCCUCCGUCCCCCCCUCGGCAUCCUUUCUUUAUGGGAUUCCUGGCGCGCCGCGUUCUUCCGUACUGAACUCCGGACCGCGAGGUCACCUGGGCGCGGAGAUCAAUGCCUCGCAAGGCGCAGCAACCGCAUCGGCCGUUGCUCCAGGGGACGAGCCUAACCGCAAAGGAGUCGCGGUGGCGGCGAACGGCACAGCCGACAACCAGGCUGGUGAAACGAAUAUGGGUGGUGGAGUGGAGGUGAAGCUGAAAGAAGGGACGAAAUCGGGAACGGCACGAGGCGGCAGACUCGGAGAGGGUACGGCAAUGGCCGGGAAGAGCGGGAUGGACGCUGCGACACUGGUGGUGCAAAUGGUGCUUGCUCAACUGAGCUUGAACCAGCAACGACUUCAAGCGACGCUAGCGACGAAAACUGCGACGGCAGCGACGGUGAUGGCGAAGGUGACGACGGCGACGACCCAUAGUGAUGUGGGCGAAAAUCGCAAAGAUUCCGCGAAAUGGUGCUGCGUCACCCCGCCACCUCAUAUUCCAGCCGCCGUUGCGGCCACUGCCAGUAAUGCAAGUGGUAGCGCCAACGCGCAAACGCCGCCGUCGAAUGCGGCCGGUAAAGCCGGCCCGAGAAGCAAGGUAGCAGCUCGCGGGGGUGUUGCAGGGGAUGGCGAGUCGGUGCCGGUGCAGCUACUACCGCCGCCUGUCGCGCUCCCUCCCCCUGCGCCUCAGGUGGAGGCCGUGGCGCAGAGUCGAGCCGCUCCCCUCGCUGCGCCUGGUUCUCGCGGCCCUGCUGUGAAUGCCGCACGCGGCUCGGGCCUUCGAAUGAAUGCUCGGUUCCCGCCGAAUCACACCGCUUCAAAAAGCUCUCCACCGCCUGCUUCCCCCAACGCUGCAUUUCCUCGUAAUGCGGCUACCAGUACCACCGUUACAGCUGCAGUUCCGUCCGCUCUCUCAACACGUCCCGUUCCCGAGUCCUCGACUCGCCAGUGCAAUGCAACAGCGGCGCCCGUAAAAAAUCUCGAACUACGCCCCACCGCUCCCACUAACGGCUCGCCCAAUAUCCGCGUGGGUAAUGGUUCCAGCGGCAAUGCUGCUACGAGAGGCGUCGGGGGUGCCGGCCCCGCCGGCAAGAGCAUGGUGCCCGUACCCGUGUCGCUGCUGAGCCGGGUGCAGGAGCAGGCGCAGCAGGGGGUAAAGCAGAAGCGCAGCGAAGUCAUCGGAGGAAGAGACGAGGAGGAAAGUAUGAGGGAGGAGGGAAAUGAGGGAGGGUCGAUCAAAAGGCGGCGAGAAGGUGACCAGGGAAUGAGGCUGGGAAUGGGGAUGGAAGUGGUGGAGGAGCAGAGUGGGAGCAGCAGUGCGCUGUCAUCCCUGGCUCUAGUGGUGGGAGAAAUGAGUGGUGAAAGUGGAAAGGGGGAGUGA